AUGUUAUCUAGACCUUUUAGAAAACAUGGAGUCAUUCCUUUGGUCACAUAUAUGCAAAUCUACAAGAAGGAUGAUACAGUACACAUUAGGGAAAAGGCUACUGUUCAAAAAGGAAUGACCCACAAAUGUUACUGUGGCAAUACUGGGAAAGUCUACAAAGUUACCCAGCCUGCUGUGUGCAUAGUUGUGGGCAAGAAAGUUAAGGGCAAGAUUCUUGCCAAGAAAAUUAAUGUGCAUGUUAAGCCCAUUAAGCACUCUAAGAGCGGAGACAGCUUCUUGAAACAUGUGAAGAAAAAUGAUCAGAAAAAGAAGGAAGCCAAAGAGAAAGGGGCCUGGGUUCAGCAGAAGCACCAGCCUGUUCCACCCAGAAAAACCAACGGAGCUGGAAUCAAUGGAAAGGAACCUGAGCUGCUGGAACCUGUACCCUAA
This is a messenger RNA of Marmota flaviventris (yellow-bellied marmot), 429 nucleotides long. RefSeq names its product large ribosomal subunit protein eL21-like. Gene Ontology annotation, molecular function: structural constituent of ribosome. Gene Ontology annotation, cellular component: ribosome. NCBI's taxonomy places the organism in Eukaryota, Metazoa, Chordata, Mammalia, Rodentia, Sciuridae. Gene Ontology annotation, biological process: translation. The record is from RefSeq and is a predicted model, not a curated record.